This is a messenger RNA of Umbelopsis ramanniana AG, 811 nucleotides long. RefSeq lists its product as uncharacterized. Gene Ontology annotation, biological process: DNA repair. Gene Ontology annotation, molecular function: methylated-DNA-[protein]-cysteine S-methyltransferase activity. The coding region runs from base 405 to 686 and encodes 93 amino acids. The record is from RefSeq and is a predicted model, not a curated record. The transcript has a single exon. Lineage: Eukaryota; Fungi; Mucoromycota; Umbelopsidomycetes; Umbelopsidales; Umbelopsidaceae.
GCCUAUUUGAAUAGAGCUCGCGUCGCGCAGUCUCUGAAUUAUCUUCACUUCAUUUCAACAUUUUCCACCAUGGCCAAAGCAAAGACCCUGUCUCCUACUAUCAAGAAACUUCAACCGUCAUUACACAAAAAGGCUGCUCGAUCCCGGAUCGGCAAAAUUCCUGACGAAAGAGCAGACGUGCCUUUUGACGACGAUAUUGAAGGUAAUACACAGACUACUGAUCCAAUUCCCUCUAUUCAAGCUAACCUUCUCCACCAACAGAGAAAAGGCCAUUUCCUGAGACAGCCGAGGAGCGAGCACAGUAUAUUAGCCCCAAGACGAAUCGCAAGUUGACCAGUUUUCAAUUCAAGGUGUUGGAUUUAUGUGCCCAGAUACCAAAGGGCCGGGUCACAACGUACAAGAAAAUGGCGGAUGCAUUGAGCUCUAGUCCACGCGCUAUAGGAGGUGUCAUGCGAAUCAACCCAUUCUGCCCACUACCUGUGCCAUGCCAUCGAGUGGUUGCUAGUGAUGGGUUUAUCGGAGGGUUCAAUGGUCAAUGGGGAGCAGGAGGAAAUAUGCGUAACAAGAAGGCCAAGCUUGAAAAAGAAGGCUGCCAAUUUAAUAAGGAUGGCUAUCUGGUGAAAGAUGAAAGCGGAAAUUGGACCGCAUUUGAUGAGUUUAACGUAUCAAAAUUGGAGAGCAAUUAACAAACGAGAAUUUUUUAACAUUGUAAGUCGGAAGCCGUGCGCUAGAACACGGUUACUUAAUAAUUUAAUGGUUUGUUAUACGUUACUGUCCCAUCUUUUUUCUUUUGUAUGUCCUUCUCUAAACA